Messenger RNA from Dentiscutata heterogama, 345 nucleotides. The record is from the annotation of a GenBank genome assembly. Lineage: Eukaryota; Fungi; Glomeromycota; Glomeromycetes; Diversisporales; Gigasporaceae.
AUGUCAUUAACUAUAGAAAAUGUCACAUUUCCGAAUCUAUUAUAUAAUACAACAUCAUCUAAUCAGAUUACAAAUAGAAUUUAUUAUGCAAUGAUACAGUUUAUCCCAGAUCCUUAUGUUUAUGUAAAGGAAGAAAAAGAGCAAAGGGUUUCUCCAUGGGUGGAUUUACAAUCUGGCGAACCUGAUACUGGAGAAAAAUCUAACACCAGAGAAUAUGAGAUUUUCUCAAUAGAAAAACAAAUUGAUAAUUUAAAAAAGAGUGUUCAAUUUUAUGAAUAUACUAUUGAUAUUUCAUUAUUAAAUUCUAUUAAAGCAGAUAUUAUUGACAAUAGUAGUUCUCCUUGA